AUGGCAAAGCGAUUUGUGAAGUCUUUGAUACGGCGGUGGCCUCAUGAUUCAAGCAAAAGAGAGGAACGUGAAUCGCCAGUGCCGAGCGCCGUUGAGCGGGACCAAGACGACCCGUUGCCCCUACCUCUGCCCAUGGUUCCAAGGCGAGAUGAUGGGUGCACGGCCUGUUCAUCCUUGAGUUCUCUUAAGCGCUGCCUCAAUGAUUGGGAUACGAGCGAUGAUUUCGAAAACAAUGCUGUUCUCUACUCUUGGAAAUUCGAGCCUAUCCAUAGGCUACCCCCUGAAGAACAAAUGCCGCCUUGCGAGAUGUGCACCACGAUCCAAGAUGAGAUUGGCAUUGUAGGCGGAUGUCAUGACCGACGGGAAAAUAUGAUGAAAUAUUUUGGGAUCUGCUCCGAUCUCAAGCAAUGGAUCCAAGAGGUUAAGGCCAGCCAGCCGAUCUCGCAAUCAGCCGUGGAAACAAACACCAAACUGGAACAAAAGCUACAGAGCUGUAAAGAUAUGUUUAAAGCUAAGAUUUCAGUACUGGAUCGGCCGGAGUCUGUGGAUACGCCUCCGCAAGCUUUCGAUUGCGGUAGCCAGCUGAACCAGGCAUUGCAAGAGGCCAGGAUGCUUUACCCCGACCAAGUGCUAACUGUUGCUUUCAAUGCAUUCAUCCCAUUGUGCGAAAAUAUACUGCGCGUCAUGGAACAGCCAUUGUCUCGGCACCAAGGAUCCGAGUUUUGUGCAUGGUGUAAUCACGAAGGCCGCUCCCCAGAGAGUCUCGAUGGCCUAGCCAAGCAACUGUAUCAAGUUCAUCCAGCAGGCCUAAAUCAAGCUUUAAAGGACCAUCCUAUUCCAUGGUGCAAAGGGUCCUACAAUCGGAGUCUGAUAGACAGAGUUCAGAUUCGAUUACAAACAGAGGAAACCUGGAAAGGCUUAAAAUUUCAGGAAUAUGAACUAGACCUGUCAAAGCCUGCGGGAAAUCACGCUGCACUCAGGUCUGGUGAUGAAUAUCAAAGGACUAUCAGAAACCCAACUGAGGAAGGAUUCCGCGCGAUUCACCGCCAGCUAUCAAAGGAUGAGGCGCUCUACGUUCCCAUUUCAUCCGACAAACCCUGCUUCGCCCGCAUUGUGCAUCCAAAAUUUGAUGUCAGUCUUAUCAACAAGUGGUUAAACAGAUGUCAUUCUGAUCAUGGAAGCCGAUGCAUUACUGAAACAUCCGAGCGUAAACCUCAGAACCUUAUCCUGGUCGACACGGAAAAGAACUGUCUGGUUACUACGACGGAUGGACACACACCGCCGUAUCUUGCCUUGAGUUACGUGUGGGGUGGCGUCCCACAGGCAGAACUGAUCAGAUUGACACUGGAUAAGUGGCAUGAGCCUGGGAGUCUCACAGAGGAAGUAAAAAUUACCAAAAAGGUUCGUGAUGCAAUGGUUAUCACUAAACAGACAGGUUUGCGGUUCCUGUGGGUUGAUGCGUUGUGCAUCGUCCAGGAUGAUGAUUCCCAACGACAAGAGCAGAUCGACCAGAUGUUUCUUAUAUACCACCAAGCGGAGGCCACAAUCGUGGCAGCUGACGGACCAAGCUGUGACUUGGGCCUUUCGGGUGUCAGCAGAUUUGAAGAGAGAGAAUUCAUCGACAAACCCUUUCUUAUUCAAAACACACCCAUGGCGAGAGUUCUUCGGGAUCCACGACAGGCGCUUCAAGCGUCUAAAUGGAGGACAAGAGGCUGGACACUUCAAGAAGAAGUCUGCUCUACAAGAGCAAUCAUAUUUCUACCAUCUGUGGUCUUGUUUUCAUGCCCAACGGCGGUUUGGAGGGAGGAUCUCCAACUGGAAAAUGUCCAAGAUCCUCGGGGGGACUCUAUUCUACAUUCGUUACCGAGAACUUUGGAGAACAGCGGUACGAGUUCAGAAGAGGAGCUGAUAUCUAUGUUCCGAAGAAUUGUGAAGCAGUACACCCAGCGGACUCUCACUCGACAGGAUGACAUGGGGAAUGCAUUUGCUGGAAUUUCAAGGAUGAUGGAAGGCCUCAUUGGGCCAAUAUACCAUGGAAUCCCAGAAAGAUACUUUGCUCAGAUAAUAUCUGGCUGUUGGUUCUGGGGGAUGUGCUGUGCUCGGCGACCUGCAUUUCCGAGUUGGUCUUGGAUGGGAUGGAUCUACACCAAGGAACAGGCGGGUACGGGCAUUGAGCCCACAUCUUGGCCUGGAGAAACGGCAGGAUUACUUGCUUUCUUCAAACUUGCUGAUGGCGCUGAGAUGCUUCCAGAACCGGUUCUGGAAGCACCAGUCUUGGAAAGUAUUCAGCCUAGACUACGCGAACAUUUCACCCCUGAUUUAUCGCAUAUACACUCGCAAUAUGCUAUCCUAGCCUCCAACCUUGAGCAAAUACCCCCGGGACUAAUUUGCUUCUACACUAGCUUGAGCUUCCUGAAGCUACGGCCUUUGUAUAAGAACGCUGCAUCGUCGGUUCAGGAAUACCUUGUCCUUAGCCCAACAACCGAUGAGAGACUCACAAGCCUCUAUCUGAACAAGGAAGACGUCAAUGGCCACGGAGAAUUACAGCCGUUCAUUGUUAUCGCAGCUCAGCGUGGCGAGGUUGGAAAGACAGGCUUGAGACUGAUGUUGGUCAGGAUGACUGAACGCUUCUGCUACAAAGUCAAUGUGACGUCCCAAAGGAAGCUGGUUAGUGAAGCAGCCUGGUGGGACUUGAACCCAUCAAAACGGCUGGUCGUGAUGGGAUGA
Clonostachys rhizophaga is the source of this 2727-nucleotide messenger RNA. The record is from the annotation of a GenBank genome assembly. Lineage: Eukaryota; Fungi; Ascomycota; Sordariomycetes; Hypocreales; Bionectriaceae.